AAACGUACCUAAUCUAUAAUAGUACCUACGAAAAAUUUCUGGAAAAUGGCCAAAAAUUAUCAACAUUUUCAUGUUGUGUACCUACCACCUACGUAGUGAAAACUACCUACAGAGAAUUUAACUAGGUGUAUCAGCGAUGGCAAAUAAAUAAGUAAGUACAUACCUACUAACCGAACAGUUCAAAAAUGUCGGAAAAAAUUAUUGUGACAGUGAAUGAAGGGAAAAUCAAAGGAAUCAAAGGAUCUUCGAAAUAUUCAGGAGCUGAAUUCUAUUCCUUUUUCGGAGUGCCUUAUGGACAACCACCUGUCAGUAACUUUCGAUUCGAGGAUCCAGUGAAAGUGAAGCCAUGGAAAACCACUUACGACGCGACGAGAGAAAAACCAGGUUGCACACAAUUUUCACUAAAAGAAUACCAAAUGACUGGAGAUGAGGAUUGUUUGUUUAAUAAUAUUCAUACACCAAAAUUGCCUAGUAAAAAUGAACCUUUAAAGCCGGUAAUUGUCAAUAUUCAUCCAGGAGGUUUCUUAUUUGGCACACCAAACGGUGAUCAUUACGGAUCGACGGAAUUUGUAAUGCAUCAUGAUACCGUAUAUGUUACUAUUUCAUACAGAAUUCAUAUUUUUGGUUUUUUGAAUUUAGGAUUGAAAAAGUGUUCGGGUAAUCAAGGUCUCAAAGACCUUAUUUUAUCUUUGGAAUGGAUCAGGGAUAAUAUACAUUCAUUUAGUGGCGAUCCUGAUAAUGUCACAGUGCUUGGAAGCAGCAGUGGAGCUGCAGCUGUUCACUUUCUGAUGCUAUCAUCAUCAGCCAAAGGUCUCUUUCAUAAAGCCAUCCUAAUGGGCUCUUAUGCUCUCAUUCCACUAGUCCCAUCUCGAGACUCGAACGAAAUUUACGCUUUCAAAAUCGCACAGCGUUUAGGUUUUGAGGGAAAAGUCAGUGAUAAAAAACAAUUGCUAUCAUUUUUGAAGAAACAAGAUGCUCAAUUAUUAACAUCACAUCAAAGAUCCUUGAUAUCGGAAUUUCAAAACGAUCUCGUGGUUGCAUAUCCAAUAGGAAUUUUCUCACCGACCGUAGAUUAUGGAAUUAUUUUCCCCCAGUCUCCGGAGAAAUUACUCGAAUCAAUGAUGCGAAUACCAAUAAUGGUUGGAUUUUGCGAAAAAGAAUCGGUGAUGGCAUUUACUCGCGGAGAUGUUUUACGAAAUACUGAGGCCAAUUUCAAGACAUCAUUUUGCCAAAAUCACUGGGGCUGGGGAGGUCACAUGAGCGAUGAAAAUAUCAAACUGAUCAACAAACAAGUGGAAUCAUUCUAUGUACAAGGGCAACCAAUUGAACAAGCGCCUUUGUUGACAAAAAUUGAUAUUUUGGACGACGUUGUCCUUUCUGAUCUUUACGAUACACUUGUAAAUAUUAUUGCGACUGAAUUACCUUCAUCAGCCUUUGUGUAUAAAUUCAGUUUUGAUGGUGAAAUUAUAUCUAUGAAAACAGCCGUGUUACACACUAUGCCAGAAUAUUUGAAAGGCGCAUUCCACGCUUGCGACUUUAGUUACUGGAACUGCUUCAGUCCUCCUCGUGAUAAACCAACCCAAGGAAUGGUAGACAUAAUGACAAAGCUCUUCACGUCAUUUGCUAGAACAGGCAAUCCGAAUUACGAAAGUUUACCAGUUGAAUGGAAGCCAUCAACUCCUGAUAAACCAUGUUACUUGGAUAUAAACGAAACAAUAACAUUAGUGAACGGUAAGCUGAACAACGAAAGAUCGGAGUUUUGGGACGGUAUUAAGAAACAAUUCAAAAAUAAUUAAAUAUACGAGU
Planococcus citri (citrus mealybug) is the source of this 1806-nucleotide messenger RNA. RefSeq names its product esterase E4-like. The record is from RefSeq and is a predicted model, not a curated record. Gene Ontology annotation, molecular function: serine hydrolase activity. Bases 186 to 1796 code for a protein of 536 amino acids. NCBI's taxonomy places the organism in Eukaryota, Metazoa, Arthropoda, Insecta, Hemiptera, Pseudococcidae. The transcript has 10 exons.